AACAGGUUUUAGCACCUUACCAGCGCACUGAAGAAAUAAUAUUAUUAAAAUAGAUUAUUAUUUACUUGUUAUUUUCACAUCAUUUUUACAAUUUUUAAACAAAGAUAUUUAAAAGAAUAAUUUAAAAAAAUUAACCGACAAAAAUAAUUAUUAUACAAUACUUUUUAAACGUAUUUUAUUUCGCGCGUUAUUUUGUCAAAAAAGACAAGCUAACCGCUAGCUAGCUAGCUAUCUGUUUCAGGAUAAUAAAGUAUGAUUUUACUCUUAUAAUUUAAACGGGUUUAUGGUGACAUUUCGGCAGAAUACUAGUUCUUUAGUUUUCGUUAUUUAUUGCGUUUCUUCGUCACAAGAAGCAUUCCUGGCUGGCAACGAUAACCCGUUUCUCUGAAUUAUAUUGGGGGGGAAGAAGAGUAGUACGUAGACAAAACAAGUUAACGAUUUGACUCAGUUGAAUUUGUUUUUCUCCUUAGCUCCUAAAAGGUGGCAAAGAUGACAGCUUCUAAGUACAAGCGUUCACUGAGGAAACAGUUAAACCAGGAGCUUUACGCGACCAUCCGAGUCUUGAGGAAGGAGAACGUCUUUCUGAAGAAGACCCUGGCUGAGCUGUCACGUCAUCAUGCGGAGCACAACAGGCUUGUGGAGAGAUUUAUGUCUCUUGAAACUACGAAGCUCGAGGAUCCUCAGCAGUUGGUUACAAGAGAAGACAAUUUGACAGCUGAUAUUACCGGUAACAUGAUGAGAGACAAAGCCAGAUCUAGUUCCAGCAAAGAAGUCAAGAAGAAACUUGGGACCACUUCAGCUAAGAGCCAAGGUCUUGAGAGCAACGCUCCAUGGAAGCAGGACUUUGCAGCAGAUGAAGAGGCUUCCAUGACCAAUGAAGCUGCGUCGGAUCUUAAAAAACAACUCAGAGAUGCUUUGGAAAAGAACAAGCAAUGGCUGAAUUAUGACCAGCAGAGAGAGGCCUAUGUGAAGGCGAUUCUGGCCAAAAUGUUAUGGCUGGAGAAGCAUCUGAAUGAAGCCAAUCAGGCGCGCUUGCUGCAGCACAAUGAGGAGCAUUCAAAUGCUGGGAAAUUAACCCAAAUGCAAGAGCAUUUUGAAGGAGUUCUGCAGAAAGUCACUGAGGACCUCAAAACAUGUCAGGAUCAAGUGGAAAUGACCCAUCAGAACCUGAUUAUCGCUCAAAGCUGGUGCAAAGAGAAGGAGCGGGAGUUGGAGGAGCUCGUGCAUCAGCUGCAUGUUGAAAGAGCAAACAAAGAGCGAGCAGAGGAGGAUCCAGCUAGCUGCCAUGUGGAAAACCAACCACUGAUGGACGAGACUGAUCUGCAAGUGCUGCUGAGAGACGAGAGGCGAAAGUCAGCAAACUUUGAGCUGCAGGCGAAUUUGUUUCAGAGAUUCAUGCUAAAUCGUCACCACGAAGACCAGAAGAUGAUUGCAAACCUGAAGAGACAAAUUACGAUUGCUGCACAAGAUCUUGAGGAUGAGAAACAUGACUGUUCAUAUUUGAGAAAGCAGAUGGUCAAACUUCUUAAGAUGUUGCCAAAAGCAAAACGCCAUGGGGCCGAGGAGAUGAAGAGAAACAAGCAGGCUUCCAGCUCAAGUGAAGACGUUCAGCCACCUUCCCACACGUCCAGAGACAGCCUGGCAUCUUCUGCUCACAGCGAUGCGCUAAAUGAAAGCUUCCUGGAGUGUCCCAGCUGCCAGGCUAAGUACGCAGCCAGUCAGCACCAAGAGCUCCUGAACCAUUUGGAAAUGUGUCUGGAGUGAGCUGAACUUGAAGCCCCUUCCUGUUCUUGGGGUUGUUGUUGUUGUUGUUGUUCAACAGGUUAAUAAAAUGUAGUGUUGAGUUGUUGAGAUGUUUAGCUUUUUCAUUCUUAGUUAACAUUUGUUUGUUGAAGAAAAAGCCAGUUCAUCAUGAAAUGUUCUGUGACUUAAUGAGAAUUAUCAUUAAAAACUGAAAAGAAAAGAAAAAGAUAUUUCUCUAUACAACUAUAAGAGUUAAAUAUAAUUUUCCACAAAGGUUUUGCUUAAUGCAAACAGAACAAAACCAUUAAGCCUCUCUGUUAAUAGUUUGUUUACUCCACUUAAAAUGGCUAACAGAAACAUACGCUGUAAGAAACGGUUUAGUUUAUAAUGUAGAAAGGAUUAAAAGUCUGUUUUCUUUUUUUUAAAAACAUUUUAGGCACAUUUUGGGUUAUUUGUAUAAAUAAUAUUGUUUUUAAGAUCUCUUUUUAUGAAGAAUAGUUUUUUAUUUGAUGUGUGUUUCAUGCAAAUUAACUUUCCAGUUUUUUUAAAUAAAAACUAAAAUGCAUGAAAUAUGCACAAAAAGGCUAAGUCUUCAAAACUGCAUAGCCUGUUGGAAAGUGUCUUCAUUCCAUGAUAUGAAGCUAUUGCUGUAACUUUUAGUUCAAACUUUAAGUUUCACGCAAGCUGUCCUCAUUGUCCA
Messenger RNA from Oryzias latipes (Japanese medaka), 2443 nucleotides. Its product is annotated as centrosomal protein of 55 kDa. NCBI's taxonomy places the organism in Eukaryota, Metazoa, Chordata, Actinopteri, Beloniformes, Adrianichthyidae. Gene Ontology annotation, cellular component: midbody. The record is from RefSeq and is a predicted model, not a curated record. Gene Ontology annotation, biological process: mitotic cytokinesis; regulation of phosphatidylinositol 3-kinase/protein kinase B signal transduction; establishment of protein localization.